Molecule: messenger RNA, 750 nt
Organism: Cylicostephanus goldi
Lineage: Eukaryota; Metazoa; Nematoda; Chromadorea; Rhabditida; Strongylidae
Source: the annotation of a GenBank genome assembly
GUGGCCACGGUGAAAGCUGGAACGUUUGUUCGAUCUCCCGUCGUACAAAUUCGAUCUGGGCAAGUGUGGCGAUCGCCAACUCAGUCACAUCCGCAGGUGCCUGGAAGUCAAAACCCAUCAAUAACAUAUGCGCAGCAUUCUGCACAAAACUCCGCAGGCGCAGGAGUUCAGCGAACCCGGCAAAUGGUGGUCCAACCAGCACAGUUUCAACAGCAACAGCAUACAACUCCGCAACGGCCACUGUACCAGCAAAAACCUUUAGUACAAGGCGGUGGAUACGUGUACCAACAGCAAGUGCGGUAUGUUAGUGAUGGACAUCAACAAAGAGAUUCGCAGCACCAGUACACGUAUGCAUCAGUAACCAGUUCACAAACACAAAUAUCCGGUGAUUUCUCCGCCGAUUACUCAUAUGACAACGGCACGACUUCACUCAACCUAGCUGUACCUAUUCGAGAACCUUCACCAGAACCGGUGGAAGAGGAACCGCCUGCUCCGACUGUGCAAGACCCGUCAACCAGUGAAGCUGCUGAAGAGAACGAUGACGAAGAAGAUGGAGAAAUCGAUAUUCAAAUAAGGAAUGUGGUAUGUAAUUACACUUUGCCGCUACAUAUAGAUCUUCGGAAGUUAGCGUUGAGCACCAAUAAUGUAACGUUCGAUAGAGGUCGUGGGGUAAGUCAACACUUCUCUAUGCAGUUUUCCGAUGUGUAUGUGUCUUGUAUUACUAGCGAUGGUGUUUUUUUACGUCAUUGA